CAAAACUAACUAAUAUUUGGACUUCUCUCUCUACUCUUUCACUCUACAAUGGCGAUCAAUCUGCAACUCUGCCGUUUUCCUUCCCUUUCAGACCUCUCUCUGAAGGAGACUAAACUUUUCUCAUGCCGGAAGUCUCUUCUCCGUGUCCGAUGCUCCGCCGGCGAUUCUUCAUCGAUCGCCAUGGACUCGGAUUUCGAUGCCAAGGUUUUUCGCAAAAACUUGACGAGGAGCAAGAAUUACAAUCGCAAAGGAUUCGGACACAAGGAGGCGACUCAAGAGCUUAUGAAUCGCGAGUAUACUAGUGACAUUAUAAAGACAUUGAAAGAGAAUGGAAAUGAAUACACAUGGGGAAAUGUAACUGUAAAGCUUGCUGAGUCUUAUGGUUUUUGCUGGGGUGUGGAGCGUGCUGUCCAGAUUGCUUAUGAAGCUAGAAAACAGUUUCCUGAAGAGAAACUUUGGCUUACAAAUGAAAUUAUCCACAAUCCAACCGUCAAUAAGAGGUUGGAGGAUAUGAAGGUUCAAAAUAUACCAAUCAAGGAUGGGAAGAAACAAUUUGAUGUUGUUGAUAAAGAUGAUGUUGUGAUGUUACCAGCUUUUGGUGCUGCAGUUGAUGAGAUGUUUAUUUUGAAUGAGAAGAAGGUUCAAAUUGUCGAUACUACUUGCCCAUGGGUUUCAAAGGUCUGGAAUAGCGUAGAAAAGCAUAAGAAGGGGGAUUACACUUCGAUUAUUCAUGGCAAAUACAAUCAUGAGGAGACUGUAGCAACUGCAUCUUUUGCAGGGAAGUACAUCAUUGUGAAGAACAUGGCUGAGGCAACUUAUGUUUGUGAUUAUAUACUUGGGGGUGAGCUUGAUGGAUCUAGCUCUACCAAAGAAGCUUUUAUGGAGAAAUUCAAGUCUGCAUUUUCGGAAGGGUUUGAUCCAGACACUGACUUGGUAAAAACCGGCAUUGCUAAUCAAACAACAAUGCUCAAGGGUGAAACAGAAGAGAUUGGAAAAUUGAUUGAGAGGACUAUGAUGCAGAAAUAUGGUGUAGAAAAUGUGAAUGAGCACUUCAUGAGCUUCAAUACCAUCUGUGAUGCUACUCAAGAGCGACAGGACGCAAUGUAUAAGCUGGUGGAGGAAGAUCUGGAUCUUAUAUUAGUUGUUGGAGGAUGGAAUUCAAGCAACACUUCUCACCUACAAGAGAUUGCAGAGGAACGUGGUAUUCCUUCUUAUUGGAUUGAUAGUGAGAAGAGAAUUGGUCCUGGAAACAAUAUAAGUUUCAAAUUGAUGCAUGGUGAACUGGUUGAGAAGGAGAAGUGGCUACCGGAGGGUCCUAUCACUAUUGGAAUAACUUCUGGUGCUUCAACUCCUGAUAAGGUUGUUGAAGACGUGCUCGUGAAGGUGUUUGAUUUGAAGCGCGAUGAAGCUUUACAAUUAGUGUAAGUUAAGUUAAGUUAAGAUUGUGGGUAAUAAUAAUCUGAUGAGAAAAUGUAAUAAACAUGUGAUGUCAAUAAUAAUAUUAUAACAAUGUAAUAGUGAAAGGGAUUUGAUUCAUCUGGGCCUCUGGCUAGUGUUUAAAUCUUAUUGUUAUAUGG
Messenger RNA from Impatiens glandulifera, 1577 nucleotides. Its product is annotated as 4-hydroxy-3-methylbut-2-enyl diphosphate reductase, chloroplastic. The record is from RefSeq and is a predicted model, not a curated record. The coding region runs from base 49 to 1425 and encodes 458 amino acids. NCBI's taxonomy places the organism in Eukaryota, Viridiplantae, Streptophyta, Magnoliopsida, Ericales, Balsaminaceae. The transcript is spliced from 10 exons. Gene Ontology annotation, biological process: dimethylallyl diphosphate biosynthetic process; isopentenyl diphosphate biosynthetic process, methylerythritol phosphate pathway. Gene Ontology annotation, molecular function: 4-hydroxy-3-methylbut-2-enyl diphosphate reductase activity; metal ion binding.